AUGUAUUUAUUACUUAUAUUUGAAAUCCUGAUAGUAACUGGCUUAAUUGGCUAUUUGAUUCAAAGUUAUUGUAGCAAGGAUGUGAAUAUAUAUGUAAAAGGGAUGGCACUGGUUUCAUGGUUAAUUAAUUUUUUGCUGCUACUAUUUUUACCCUUUGACAUAUACAUUACAUAUAGAGAUUAAGGCGUUGGAAAUAUUUCGAAUGAUUACCUGAAUUUGGCUGAAACUUAUCAAAUUCUCUAUUGGACGAAUUUCAUAUUGUGUUGGACUGUCAUUCCCAUAAUGCAGGAAUACGAGGAAUCAGUUGAGUUAGAUAAGAAAGAUAAAAUCAAGAAGGCUCUGAAAAACAACAUGAGAUUCUAUAUAGUAAUUUCUGUAGUGGGUUUGGUUUUUGUUCUAGCAAUUUUCUAUACUGGAUAGGCCCAACAGUGUGGUUUGGGUUCAUUUUUGAAGAGCAUGGCAAAUUCAUUUGGAGUGGCUCUGAUCAUAGUAUUGUUGGGUUACGGAUUGGUUAUAAUCCCAAAGGCGUAAAUGAGGACAUCUCAAUUGGAUGUACAGCUGAAAUAUCUUUAUUUCAGGACUGCAAGCAUAAAUGGGGAGAAGGAUGAUGCUCAUCAUAAGUUGUUGGAAACAUCGAUGAAAGUGUUUCAAAUAAAGGAUCAACGAUUCGAGAACGAUGAUAUGAUGUAUUACCUCAACAAAUGCUUAAAUAAGAUCCCAAGGAACAUGCACAAGAUCUUAAAGAAGGAGGAGGAGAAGAGAAAGUCUCAACUCCUCAUAACCAUAACUGGGGCUUUCUUUAAAAAUAAGGGACCUGAAUCUGUGGAGGAGAUGAUGAAUCUCUAUUAGGAGAUAAGAAAGAACUCGUUGGAAUACAAGAGAAUCAAAGCGCAAUGGAAGGAGAACUGCAAAUCUGCUUAUGAAAUGGAGGAUAUCAUAAAGGCUAUGAAUAGUUAGGAUAAGAAAGUUCAUUUUUCUUUUAAGAAGCCAAGAGAAGGUUCUUUGGCUUAGCAAUUGGAUUUGCUGGAAUGGCAAUGGCUUUGUGUUAUCAAACCGCAGUUUAAGAUAAUUAUAUCUUUGAUCUUUGGGAUCUUGUCCAUUUUGGUGUUGAUAUCUGAAGUGACCAUCUUUAUGGGUACAUAAUUUACGAUAUUCGGUUUGCCUCUCAGAUACGUCGAUGGAUUAUUGAGCAUUUCCUUUUAUUCUUUUAUUCCUCUGUUGUACAUAGCAUUCUGUGUUUAUUAUGGUCUAUUCAAAAUAAGAAUCCAGGGAUUUUAUGGACUCUACGGGGAUCAUUAGACAGAUGCUCCGAGUCUCAUGUUUGCCACCAUCAACUUUAGUAGAGUGGGAGCACCGUUAUGCUAGAACUUCUUGAAUAUGAUUAAGUUGAAGUAGGAGACUGCCUUUAGAUAUGCGAUGGGGAAUAUUGAGUUGUUGCCAAUAUUCGGGAUAAGCAUCACAGCUUUGAUGCCUUGUCUAUUGAUUGUGUUGUGUUUGAUUAAUUACUUUGAUUUGUUCGACAAGACUCUCUAGUUGAUUGGGAUGAAGCAGUUCAUUUUCAACAAUACAUUUUCGGACAGACUGAUCUUUGAGGGGAGAGAUGCACUCAAGAAAAACAGAUAAUAUUUUGAAAGAAAAAUGAAGCCAGAAGGAUGGUCAGACUCAUCUGAACCUUACGAUAUUGAAUUGCAGCAAAAACUAAUGUGA
This is a messenger RNA of Paramecium tetraurelia, 1707 nucleotides long. RefSeq lists its product as uncharacterized. The transcript is spliced from 3 exons. Lineage: Eukaryota; Ciliophora; Oligohymenophorea; Peniculida; Parameciidae. Gene Ontology annotation, cellular component: membrane. The record is from RefSeq and is a predicted model, not a curated record.